UUUAGAGGAGGUAUAGUAUAACUUCAUAGCAAUGCACUAUUUGAUGAUUCUAGUCUUUAUUGCACUUUUGGCCAUGGCCUUCGUGAAUGCAAGCCCCGUUCCUGAUCCACAUGGAGAAGUGCUCGUCGUCAUCAACCAAAAGGUCCAAGAUGAUUGUACCACUUCAACUACGGCGUGGUAAAUCCCUAAAAUAUGUGCCAUUGAAAAGUUAAAUAAAAAUAUGCGUAUGGAAAUAAAUAAUAGAAAAUCCCACACAA
Messenger RNA from Drosophila biarmipes, 257 nucleotides. RefSeq lists its product as uncharacterized. Bases 32 to 181 code for a protein of 49 amino acids. The transcript has a single exon. Lineage: Eukaryota; Metazoa; Arthropoda; Insecta; Diptera; Drosophilidae. The record is from RefSeq and is a predicted model, not a curated record.